This is a messenger RNA of Labrus mixtus (cuckoo wrasse), 1817 nucleotides long. It is a transcript of the gene prpf31, whose product is annotated as PRP31 pre-mRNA processing factor 31 homolog (yeast). Gene Ontology annotation, biological process: mRNA splicing, via spliceosome; spliceosomal tri-snRNP complex assembly. Gene Ontology annotation, cellular component: precatalytic spliceosome; U4 snRNP; U4/U6 x U5 tri-snRNP complex. The transcript is spliced from 14 exons. The coding region runs from base 146 to 1672 and encodes 508 amino acids. The record is from RefSeq and is a predicted model, not a curated record. Lineage: Eukaryota; Metazoa; Chordata; Actinopteri; Labriformes; Labridae.
AGAAAGUCUGCGACAAACACUACAGCAGUAGAGUGCAGGCGACUAAACAACGCAGCACGGAUCGUUUACCUCGUUACAGAAGUUAAAGCCUCUUUAACAUUUAGUCGAUUGUAUUUAUCUAGACGAUCGCAGUUCUAAUUUAAAGAUGUCCCUGGCGGACGAGCUACUGGCGGACCUGGAGGAGGCCGGAGAUGAGGGCGAGGACGGGUUAUAUCCUGAGGAAGAGGAGGGGGAGAGUGAUGGAGAAGCGACGCAGGGAAUGACCGAAGGAGGACUGGAAGAUAUCCCAGAGGAGAUGGAGUUGGACUACAGUAAGGCUGAGAGUGUCGGGUCCAUUGCCAAACUCCGCAAUAGUAAACAGUUUUCAGAAAUAAUGGACAAAGUUUCCGUGUAUGUUGGAAAGCAGCGCAUGAACUCCGAGGUCUCAGGGCCAGUAGAGUCUGAUCCAGAAUACAGACUGAUCGUGGCAGCCAAUAACCUCACAGUAGAGAUCGACAAUGAGCUCAAUAUAAUUCACAAGUUCACGCGGGACAAGUACUCCAAAAGGUUCCCAGAGCUCGAGUCUCUGGUGCCAGAUUCUCUAGAUUACAUUCGCACAGUCAAGGAAUUGGGAAACAAUCUGGAGAAGUGCAAGACGAAUGAAACUCUGCAGCAAAUUCUCACGAACGCAACAAUUAUGGUUGUCAGUGUCACAGCCUCGACCACACAGGGGUCACAGCUAAGUGAGGAUGAAUUGAAGCAGCUGGAGGAGGCUUGUGACAUGGCUCUGGAGCUGAAUCAGUCCAAACACAGGAUUUAUGAAUAUGUCGAGUCCAGAAUGUCCUUCAUUGCCCCAAAUCUGUCCAUCAUUGUCGGAGCGUCAACGGCUGCCAAGAUCAUGGGUAUUGGUGGUGGUCUCACUAACCUUUCCAAGAUGCCCGCCUGUAACCUGAUGCUGCUGGGAGCUCAGCGAAGAACUCUCUCCGGCUUCAGCAGCACCUCGCUGUUGCCCCACACCGGCUUCAUCUACCACUGUGAUGUUGUGCAGUCACUACCACCCGACCUGAGGAGGAAGGCAGCUCGUCUGGUUGCUGCAAAGUGCACGCUGGCGGCUCGAGUCGACAGUUUCCACGAGAGCUCAGUGGGAAAGGUUGGAUACGAUCUAAAGGAAGAAAUAGAGAGGAAGUUUGAUAAAUGGCAGGAGCCUCCACCAGUGAAGCAGGUUAAGCCGCUGCCGGCGCCGCUGGACGGACAAAGGAAGAAGAGAGGAGGAAGGAGGUAUCGAAAGAUGAAGGAGCGUCUCGGGCUGACUGAGAUCAGGAAACAUGCCAACAGGAUGACCUUCGCAGAGAUUGAAGAUGAUGCCUAUCAGGAGGAUCUGGGCUUCAGUCUCGGUCAGCUCGGGAAGAGCGGAAGCGGGCGCGUGAGGCAGGCUCAGGUCAACGAGGCCACCAAGGCCAGAAUCUCAAAAUCCCUCCAGAGGACUUUGCAGAAGCAGAGCAUGACAUACGGCGGAAAGUCCACUGUCAGAGACCGCUCCUCAGGAACCAGCUCGAGCGUAGCAUUCACUCCUCUACAAGGUCUGGAGAUUGUGAACCCUCAGGCUGCAGAGAAAAAGGUGGCUGAAGCCAACCAGAAAUAUUUCUCCAACAUGGCAGAGUUCCUCAAAGUCAAGAAAGAAACUAAGAUGUGAACAAAGAGACAUUCUGCAUAUUUACAGUUGCACUCAACAUUGUAGAGGGAUUGUAUAUUUUUCAAUGUAUCUGGAAUUGUCAUUGUCCUGCAUUUUAUUUUCCUUUUUUUGAUUUUCCAUUUUAAUAAAAAGCGUUAAAAAUUAA